AACUGUCUCAAACACACUCUCACAAACAAAACAUCACUAUUCACUUCACAUCACUCUUCUCUCACAAACCCUAAUAUUGCUCCAUCUAUUGCUGCCACACUCACCUUUCUCUCUCUUCCAUCAAAAAGAACCCUUUUUGCCACAUACCCACAUGAUAUUUUUCACUGAUUCAUCUCUUGAUUCUUGUUUUCAGCAUCAUUGAUACCAAGAAGCAAGUAAAGCAUCAUUGUUACCCAUUUGGUAAAGUUUCAAUUUUUUGUUAUUUGAAGAAUACCCAUUUGGUUUUUUGGUAUAGAAUCUUUGUUUAAUUUGUCAUUUGAGGUUUAGGCUUAAGAGGGUUUAGGAAAACAUUGAUUAAUUUUGGAUUGGUGAGAGAAAAUCAAUUAUGGUGAUUGCUGAUAAUGAGGUUGUUGAGGAUCAGAAGGAGAUGAAUGCUCCUAAGUCUCCAUGGAAGAGACCUAGUGUUGAUGGGAAAAGUGUUGAUGUUCCUGUGUUGGUGGUUGGAACUAAGUCUUGGCCAGCUCUUUCGGAUGCUCAAACUCCAAAACCUAAGAAUCAUGUUGAAAAUGUUUCUGCUAAGGGUGAGGAUGUAGCAGUUUCUGUGCCUAGUGUUGGUCAGGUUGCUCCUAGAGCUCCUUCUGUGCAGAAGUCAAACGGUUCUGGAAACUUCAAUCCGAUGAAUAAGAUGCCAACACCGCGCUAUCAAAAGCCAGGCCCCAAGCGCAACAGUAACACAAAUGGUGCGCCUCACUUUCCUGUCGCGACGAUGCCUUAUCAUCAGCAGCCGCCUGUUGCUCCGUAUUUUCAUCCUAUGGCACCUCCGCCUCACAUUGCCAUUCCUGCAUAUGCCUUCCCGCCUGGUUCAGGACCUUAUCCCAAUGGUGAGAAUCCUCUAGUGAAGCCUGUAUCCCCGGCGGCAGCAGGACAAGGUUUUACUUCACCUGCUCAUGCUGUUGAUGCCAAACAUGUUCAGCCUCCGGUGCAAGGAGAUCCGAAUGCAUAUGCUGUUAAUUAUCCAAAUGGAAGGCCAAAUAUCCAAGAACAAGGUGACCAUGUGAAUCAUGGUUGGCAUCAUCAAAGACCUUUUCCUGCCAGGGCAAACAUGCCUAUGCAACAUGGUAUGGGCCCAAGGCCCUUUAUAAGACCUCCGUUUUACGGUCCGCCUCCAGGGUACAUGGUUGGCCCAAGCUUCCCAGGACAUGCACCAAUAUGGUGUGUCCCGAUGCCACCUCCUGGCUCCAUCAGAGGUCCCCCUCCACGGCACUUUGCUCCAUAUCCUCCUGUUAACUCAGCACCUCAAUCACCGACUCCAGAAACUCAAUCCUUGAGGGCUAGCAUUCUCAAACAGAUUGAGUAUUAUUUCAGUGAUGAAAAUCUGCACAAUGAUCGUUAUCUUAUUGGCUUGAUGGAUGACCAAGGAUGGGUUCCUAUAUCUACUGUUGCUGAUUUUAAAAGGGUCAAGAGAAUGAGCACUGACAUACCUUUCAUCGUUGAUGUGCUUCAGAAUUCUGAUAACGUGGAAGUGCAGGAUGACAAGAUAAGGAAACGCAACAACUGGUCAAAAUGGAUUCAAACAUCCUCAGGAAAUUCAGGAUCAUCAGUGGCUCAGGUUCAACAGGACCAACAUGUGGAGAGUACUGCCAAUUCAUGUCAGAACAGUGAUACUGUUGUAGAUAAGACAAAGGAGUCUUCUGAAGCUACUCUUAACGACUCUGCUCAUGAUUCAACUUCGACAGAGCAGAAUCAGUCAAACAAAGAUACCUUUGAAGUUUCCGAUGUGAAUCAGAAACAAGAUACCAACAGUCAUCCAUCUAAAAAUAUAUCACAUGCAGUAAUGAACAAAAAUGCCACAACUCGUAUUAAUUUCUACUGCCGCCCACAAGAAACUAAAACCAAAAUAGUUGAUUACAAUGAGACUGGAAACAUGGAUGUUUCGGCUGAUGAUUUUGGCAAUACAUUUUUGCUUGAUGAAGAGAUUGAGCUUGAGCAGAAGAUGCCAAAGAAGACUGAGCUUUCUUCUACUGGAAGGAUUGAGGAUGAAGAUGAUGAGAUGGCUGUCAUUGAGCAGGAUGUUCAGAGACUUGUAAUUGUUACUCAGAAUGGUGACCCUAAAAAGGAUACCAGUGGUAGCAAAGAAUCGAAACCCAUUUCCAAUGAGCUUGCUUCUGCGAUAAAUGAUGGACUUUAUUUUUAUGAACAGGAACUAAGACAUAAUAGGCGGUCUAACCGUAGAAAGAGCAACUCUGAUAACAGAGAUAGAAGCUUAAAAUCUCAAAGCCCUACUUCAGGAGCAUCAAAUAUAAAGACAGGCGAGAAUGCUGUUGGAAGUCUUGAAGAGCCUGGAAGCAAUAAUCCUAGAAGGAAACAAAAAGGUUUCCACAAUCACAAGCAACAGUCUUCCCUUAAGCAGCGGUUUUUCUCGAACAAUUUUAGAAAUCAUGGAACCGGUCGUAACUCUCAUGGAGUUAUAUCUGAAAGCCCACCUAGUAAUUCAGUUGGUUUUUUCUUUUCUUCCACACCGCCUGAAAAUCAAAGUCUCAUGCUGUCGAAAUUGGGUAGUUCACCCCAUGGAGGUGUUUCUGGAAGUAGUCCACCUGUUGGUUCAAUGCCAAAGUCUUUUCCACCUUUUCAGCAUCCAAGUCACCAGCUUUUAGAAGAAAAUGGUUUCAAACAGCAGAAGUAUCUGAAAUAUCAUAAAAAGUGCUUGAAUGAUCGAAAGAAACUUGGCAUUGGCUGCAGCGAGGAAAUGAAUACAUUAUACCGGUUCUGGUGCUAUUUUCUUCGUGACAUGUUUGUUCCAUCUAUGUAUGAUGAAUUUAAGAAAUUAGCAAUGGAAGAUGCAGCUGCUAAUUAUUAUUAUGGCAUGGAGUGCCUUUUCAGGUUCUACAGUUAUGGUUUGGAGAAGGAAUUCAGAGAUGAUUUGUACAAGGAUUUCGAACAGCUUACGCUGGAUUACUAUCAUAAGGGCAACCUGUAUGGCCUGGAAAAAUAUUGGGCAUUUCACCACUAUCGCAAGAUGCGCAACCAAAAAGAACCGUUGAAGAAACAUCCUGAACUGGAUAGGUUGCUCAACGAAGAAUAUCGAAGUUUGGAGGAUUUCCGUGCAAAAGAAAAGAAUGCGGCGAAAGCUGCGAAAGAUGACACAAAUAAGGUUGAGUGAUAUGCCUAAAAUAGUAAAUACAUGUGGCACACAAGUUUUGAUGGCAUCCACAAUUUUGAAAGGAAAUUCACCCUAACAACAUUGACAUUAUGAGUUUGCGUAGCGGCAUGCUUUUUUGGUUUGAAUGAAUGGGAAAAAAAGGAAAGAUCCUUUUGUUUGUUCUAUAUAGAUUGAGAUUGGUUGGUGAUUACCAGGUCUUUUCAAAGUUUCUUUGAUGGAUCAUUCUAUAUGGUAUACACUUUGAUCCUUUUCUAUGGAUCUUGUUGUAGACUUGGGGAGACACAAUUUUCUUGUCUCCAAAUGUUGUGUACAUAAGAUGAUAGACUUAGAAGUUGUUGUCAACAUUACAAACAUAGGAAGAAGAGGAUCUUUGUCUUUUAAUUUUGAUGGUGGUGAAAAUGAGGGAAAAGGGUUGUACUUUUAUACUAUACCUUUGUCAAAUUUGAACAAUAAGAGUGUUGAUCUUCUUAUUGUAACCUAAAGUGCUCUCAGUCAUUUCAUAUGUAA
This is a messenger RNA of Medicago truncatula (barrel medic), 3667 nucleotides long. RefSeq names its product la-related protein 1A. The record is from RefSeq and is a predicted model, not a curated record. Bases 386 to 3160 code for a protein of 924 amino acids. Gene Ontology annotation, biological process: mRNA stabilization. NCBI's taxonomy places the organism in Eukaryota, Viridiplantae, Streptophyta, Magnoliopsida, Fabales, Fabaceae. Gene Ontology annotation, molecular function: RNA cap binding. The transcript has 15 exons.